Messenger RNA from Thrips palmi, 1329 nucleotides. Its product is annotated as zinc finger protein 622. Gene Ontology annotation, molecular function: nucleic acid binding; zinc ion binding. Gene Ontology annotation, cellular component: preribosome, large subunit precursor. The transcript has 5 exons. Lineage: Eukaryota; Metazoa; Arthropoda; Insecta; Thysanoptera; Thripidae. Bases 108 to 1256 code for a protein of 382 amino acids. The record is from RefSeq and is a predicted model, not a curated record. Gene Ontology annotation, biological process: ribosomal large subunit biogenesis.
UUAUUGCAUUGUUGCUCAGGCUGACGCGCAUGACGUCAUGAUCACUUGACAACAGACAGAAGACAGACGGACAACUACUGUGCAGUGCUCCGCACAAGGUGUUCAUCAUGACAUCAACGUUCACGUGCAUUACGUGCCGAGUGGCCUUCCACGAUGCCGAGGGGCAGCGCACCCACUACAAGACAGACUGGCAUCGCUACAACCUCAAGAGAAAAGUGGCAGAUUUGCCUCCAGUGACGGUCGAAGAAUUCAAUCGCCGUGUCGUAACCCAGAGAGAAACCGACGAGGCUAACGCUCGGGAGGUGUCCAUUCGUUGCAACGUCUGUCGCAAAUCUUUCACCAAUCAAAAGGCAAUGGACAACCACAUCAAUUCAAACAAACACAAGCUGAAAUUGAAGGAAAUCAACGAGGAAGGUGGUAUUCUCGAUGGACAAAGUAUUCAGUCCACUAGAGUCAAAACAGCACCUUCAGUUCAGUCAUCAGUCAAAGAUGAGUCAUCCAAAGACGACGAUGCAAUGGACACAGACUCCGAGAUCGAGGAAGUUGAUUCAGACGAAUGGGAUGACGACUGGAAAGAUGAAGACAAUCCUAUUUUCCACAACGAUUGUUUGUUUUGUUCCCAUCAUAGCAGCAAUUUUCUGAAGAAUUUGAAACAUAUGUCAGUUGCUCACUCAUUUUUCCUCCCAGAUGCCGAUUUCCUUGUCAAUCCUCAGGGCCUACUAAUGUAUCUAGGAGAGAAAGUCUGUCAAGGGUUUAUGUGCCUGUGGUGCAAUGAUGCAGGUCGUGCUUUCCAUUCAGCCAAUGCUGCCAAGCAGCACAUGCUUGAUAAAGGGCACUGUAGAAUGUUGUUUGAAGGUGCAGCUCUUGCUGAGUAUUCAGAUUUCUAUGAUUAUAGCAAGAGUUACCCAGAUGGAGCCAAUGCCGACCCUGAUGAAGCGGUUGAGGUUCCAGUGUUAGAUACUGGUGAUUACCACUUAACAUUACCCUCUGGAGCCACUAUUGGUCAUAGAUCACUGUUUGUCUUCUACAGACAAAGUCUCAACCCAGAUCGUACUGUUGCAUUACCACAAAAGAAGCUAAAUUCAUUCUUGUCUACCUAUCGAGCAUUGGGGUGGUCUGGAACAGACAAGCUUGCUGCAGCAAAGAAAGCACGUGAUAUUAACUACAUCAAGAGAGUUCAAGCUAAGCACCAUAUGAAGGUGGGAAUCAAAGCUAACAAACUUCAACAUCAUUUCCGUCAACAAGUUCUCUUCUAGGUGGAAUAUUUGUUAUACCAGCCUUUUAAGGCACCUGAAUAAAUUAAAUAAUUGUACUGUAAUCACAAUUUAA